UGCCAAAGCAGCAAAGGGCGUUGAGCGUCAGUUUUAGUAACAGGUGACUAAUGCCGUCUCAUGCACAGUUCUAUAUCUAGUGUCUACUGGAAGAAGAAGAAGGUUUUAAAGUAUCUCCAUUCACAGCUGGAAAAGUAGAGUAUAACACUUCUGCUGCAGCUCUCCUUGUUGAUAUCGCAUCUGACUCCUUCUUCCUCUACAGUAGAUAUGAACCCGUCUCCAGAGGUGGAAAACAGGUCUCAGAAUGCCGUGAGGAUUUCAUCAGUUGUUGUGGUCAAUAUAAUUUGGUGGAUGGUCAUGAUUGCAGGCAUUGCAGUGGGGGCUACACAUCUGAGCCGUUGUCCAGUACAGCCUAACAUCCCCAUCUACUUAAUAGUGAUGGGAGCGGCCAGUCUCCUUUCUCUUUCUCUGACCUACACCAGCAGCACCUGUACAGAUGGCGCAGUUCACAUCCUGAGCUUAGUCUGCACGGGCUUCCUGCACUUCUUCACUUUCUGCUGGUUCAUUGCAGGUAGUGUCUGGGUUUAUUCUGUAUAUCCUCCCAGCUACACACCAGGGGAGGCUCGAUACUGCCACAAGACAAUCUUCCAGUUUGCUUUUAUUGUCAUCACAGUGACUUGGGCGUUAAUGGCUCUCAUCUUCUUCUGUGGCUGCUGCUUCGGUGCACUGACCUGCUCUAAGACUGUGAUGGCGAGAGGCCGCUUGAUACCCAGCCGCACUUCCUUCUAUGGUGGGAUAAGUGAUUUUCAAGAACCCAUUGGUGGUAAAGUGUGAUUUAAAUCCCGGUUCAUGUCUUCACAGUGGUUUUUACAGGAGAGAAACAUUUCCCAAAUUUUGCUACAAGUAUUUAAACAAAUACUCUCAAAACUGAUAGAGGAUAGUUUUCUACAGUCUUCCUGUAAAGCUUGAAGAAAGAUGCCUUACUUCAGCUCAGGCUUUAGUCGUAUUUUUGCAGCAUUUUGCCAUGUUGGUUUUCUGUCACAGCUCACAAAUGCCAGACAAGAGACAGCUCUGUUCAGCGUCAUUAAACAUCAGGUUUUCUACACAGACCCAGUGUGGUUAGCUCUAACGUGCUGAAACCUCUCAUCACUGUCACACAACAGCGCUGUCAUGUCACUUGUUUCCUGUUUACACCAAUGACAAAUGGUAAACAUCUGAGCCAGAAGAUGUAAUGUUGUCUAGUUGGAACUAAUAUUGAUCUAGUACUGAGAUGGCAUGGACAUAGAUUUUAAUAUUUUAUAUUAUAAUCUUAUGUGUGACAGAUGUUUUUUUUUGUUUCCUGCAAUGCAAUGCCGUUUUUGACUGCCUGAAAAUAAAAGUUUGAUAUCUUGUUUGCAUCA
Messenger RNA from Toxotes jaculatrix (banded archerfish), 1340 nucleotides. Its product is annotated as transmembrane protein 272-like. The record is from RefSeq and is a predicted model, not a curated record. NCBI's taxonomy places the organism in Eukaryota, Metazoa, Chordata, Actinopteri, Toxotidae. The transcript has 4 exons. Bases 208 to 774 code for a protein of 188 amino acids.